Solanum dulcamara is the source of this 1418-nucleotide messenger RNA. RefSeq names its product probable magnesium transporter NIPA9. Gene Ontology annotation, molecular function: magnesium ion transmembrane transporter activity. The record is from RefSeq and is a predicted model, not a curated record. NCBI's taxonomy places the organism in Eukaryota, Viridiplantae, Streptophyta, Magnoliopsida, Solanales, Solanaceae. The coding region runs from base 228 to 1262 and encodes 344 amino acids. Gene Ontology annotation, cellular component: membrane. The transcript has 9 exons. Gene Ontology annotation, biological process: magnesium ion transport.
AAUAUUCAUCCUUAAAAUAAAUAAAAAUGAGAAAGCGCAGGGGCUAUGCUCUAAUAACAAAAUACCACUCCACAAAUCUGACAGCCUGAUUGUCUAAAUCUGAAGCUACCAAAUCAAAACGAACUGAGAUCUUGGCUAUCAAACAUCUAGCAAAAAGAGCCUUACCAAGAAAUAUUCCUUUAAUCCUUUCUCCUAUUGAUCUAAGAGCAAGCAGGCCCGGGGCUGAGAUGUGGGAAUCAAUUUGCCUAACGGUCGCCGCCACGGCCGGUAACAAUAUCGGCAAAGUUCUGCAGAAGAAGGGCACCCUCAUUCUGCCUCCAUUAUCUUUCAAGCUCAAGGUGAUUAAAGCUUAUGCUUUCAACAAGGCAUGGAUUUUUGGUUUACUUAUGGAUUUGUUUGGAGCAGUCUUGAUGUUGCGAGCACUAUCUCUAGCCCCAGUAUCGGUCAUUCAACCAGUUUCUGGCUGUGGACUUGCUAUACUUUCAGUCUUUUCCCAUUUUUAUCUAAAGGAGAUCAUGAAUGCUAUUGAUUGGAUUGGAAUUACCUUGGCGGGCAUUGGUACCAUAGCUGUUGGUGCUGGAGGGGAGGAGCAGCAGGCCUCUGCUAUCUCAAUUUUUCACCUACCAUGGCUGGCAUGUGCUGUUGCAAUCUUGUUUGUACUCCUUAAUGGAUGGCUUCGCAUUUAUAGACGCCAGCGAAGAGAACAAGAGCUGAUGCAAUAUGAAGUUAUUGAGGAAAUUAUUUAUGGACUGGAAUCUGGAAUUUUGUUUGGGAUUUCAUCCGUGAUAUCAAAGAUGGGAUUUUUAUUCUUGGAGCAGGGAUUUUCCAAGUUGUUGUUGCCCGUUUGUAUUUCAAUAAGCAUUUGUUGUAGUGCUUCUGGUUUUGUAUGUCAGACACGUGGCUUGAAGCAUGGAAGGGCAAUCGUAGUGUCCACAUGUGCGGCUGUUGCAUCUAUUGUAACUGGUGUCUUUGCUGGUAUGUUUGCUUUGGGUGAGCGGUUGCCUUCAGCACCAACAUCUCGUCUCUGGCUCUUGCUUGGAUGGAUGUGCAUCAUUCUUGGUGUGAUUCUGCUGGUAGCUUCAACACGGCUGGUGCGGAGCCUUCCACGGUCUUGGCUACGUGUUCUAAGAAGUGGGGUUGACAAAAACAUAGGUCUUAGGCAAUCUGUGCCUACACGGAGUAGAGAUACUAGUCCUAGCACUGUUAUCCAGGCGUCAACUUUACAUCAUUUGAUAGCAACUCCCUCUAAAGCUAAGGCUUGAACUGUGUCAUUACAAUUAAUAUAAAACGAUAUUCAAAAGGUUGGACUUGUAAAUGCAAAUUGAGGUCUGUUGUUAGUAAUCACAUUGUAUCUGGUAUGUACAGUACAGUGGUCAGCCUAGUGCAGGUUGUUUGAGUCUGAGGAUUCAUUCCAUUUA